AUUAGGGAACCGCGAAGCGAAACAGAGUCACCACCGUAAGAUGUUGUUAGCUGAAAAUUCCUGGAGGGUCCUUGACGAUUUCAGUUUGUUUUUGUUUUAAUUGGUACUGUGGUUAUUUUUAUGGGGACUAUGUUCUUAGGCGGAUGUAUCAAGGGAAAGGGAAGAGGCGUUUCCAUGGUGAUGAGUCGUUUGGAUCCUGAGAGUGACUAAAACACAACAGAGUGCAGGCUGGAGAAGUAGGAUUUCUAGCUUAAAACAGUGAGAGAGAAGGGGAGAUAAAUCAACUAACUUUGACUGGGGAAAGAAUGCGAAGAACAAUAAAAAGAAAAAGUGAUAGAUUAAACAGGAAGCUGUCUGAGUAAGCAUGAGGUACAGGCUGGCCUGUUCGCUCUAGGUGAGAGCAGUUGCUUCAAAGCAAAAGAUCAAACGAUAUAAUAAUGUAAUUUUUUAACGAUAAAGAACUGGAGGGAAUGACUAUAAAUUAAAAUCCGGGACAGUUUGGAGGAGGAGGAAAGCGUUGAAAAUAGUUUCAUACUUAAAUUCUGUUGCGAAUGUGCUUUUGAGACCCAGGGAUUAGUGCAUCCAAAAAUAUUCUUUUGAAAAUCCCUGCCCUGUAAAACAGGUCAGUAAUAUUAAGAAAAUGAAACAAAAGAUUCUUUGACAUGAAAAAAAGAAAAAGGGGAAAUUUAUGAAAUUGGAUGCAAAAUUGCAGGUUGAGCAAGAUCAAUAGUUAUCUAGGAAUGGAGGAUAAAAUACCUACCAGCAAAUGUAAGAUGAAGUCAACCACAAAUCUGAGUGUUGAAUCAGAAGAAAAGAAGAAAAUUAAGAAGAGAGAUAAGGCAAAGAAGAAAUCCUCUACGACAAGAAGAAAUUCUUCAAGUACUCCAUCGACUUCAGAUGAGACAGUUCUGGCUCAUAAACACCGGAAAAGCAGUAAACGGCAUACACAUGCUACAUCUCCAAAUAUUGAAACGCCGUUUAGUCAAGGGGACACCAAGCAAAAUCCAAAAUCUAGGAAUAUCAGCGAUAAAACCGACAGAAGUCAGGAUUCAGAUGGUGAUUCCCUUUACUCUGUAGAUCAGCUGGCAACGUCAAUAAAUGAGACUUUGCGGUGGGAUGGAAUUCUUGAAGAUCCCGUAGCAGAAGAGGAGAGGAUCAGACUUUACAAGCUAAAUCGACAGCUGAGGUACCUGGCUGCCCAGAAAAGUUCUUACAAGGAUAUUGAACUUUGCCAACAGGAGCUUUCUGCUAUUCGGUCUCAGAAGGAGAAUCCAUAUAUUAUCAGCAGUAAGACGUUACAGCAACUAGCCAUAAAGGAUCACUGCAACUCUUAUUUUGUGGGCCAAUGAUCCUGAAGCCAAAAUACAUUUUUGCCCGAGCCAGAGUCCCAGUUCAUAUCCCUCUAAUCACAAUGAUACUUGCAGUUAUAAAGCUCUGGAUACAAAUAUGAAAGUGGUUUAAAUUGCCUUUUUUAUAUGGUUUCUCAAAUGUUCUGAAAGAAGAUCUUAGGCUGAACAACUAGGACAAAGGAAGACUGUUGCAUAUCAAACCUCUUCAGUUUGGAUUCAGAAUAUUGACUGAAAUUAUUAAGUGAACAUUGACAAUCUAUUUGAGCACUACAGAAUUCUGUAAAGACAACACAUAUUGAGCUCAGUGAAGAAAAGAAAUUAGGGUUUUGAAUCCAAUUUGUGUUUCCUUUUUUUUCAGGGGGGGAAUAGGCAAAAUCGUUGUAUCUUAAUGGGUUAAUUGGAUUCCAGUUACUAUUAGGUAAAAUCAGUAGGCAUUUAAACCUACAACUGCUCAGACUAAUGGUUUCUUCCCUCAUUCAAAUUGCUCGUUUAGGUGUUUGAACAAAUUCUCUCUGUGUAAAUUAUAAGCUGGGAGACCAAAGUGUCAUUUUUCUUCAUUGUGAGGUUUUGUUGUUCUUAUAAGAUGCUGCUAUUUUGAUUUGCAAGCAAGGUACAGUGAUUAGUAACACACUAAUCCGCUCCUGCAAUCUCUCUUGAAUGGAGUGAGCAGCCAUGGAGGUGAGAAAUUACUGUUGAGCCAGUUCUGGCUUCUCCCACACAUCUUUGUAUAGCCAUUCCAGGUUUCAUGUUGGCAGUACUCUGAACUGGGUCACCAACCAUACCCUCAGAUGAUGUGUUAUUUAUUUAAGAUGUGAAAUUGUGACCAGUUGUAUUAAUAUACAUAAAGACAUUUUAAAAACUGAUAAAUUCACAAGUCAGUGAUAUGUACUCAAAGAUGCAAAGGGAGAACUUGUAAUGUUGCACUAACUCUCAGCACGAUUAGUGCAUCAAAAACCUCAUUUUGGCUACCAGUGAUUUAAAGAGGGAUUGUAAAACAGAGCUAUUUUUAAAAGCUAUGGUUAGUUUUGAGCACAAAUUAUUUCAUACUUUUGUUUUGGUGAGUCAAAUAUAUCUGCACUUUCAGCAGGAAUUGUUCAAUCAAUGAAGAUCUUGCCUGAUUGUACAUCUGACUUUUAGAUUCAGCCUCAGGCUUAUCUUUGUUAAAUAUCCAGCUUCAAAAUAUUUUCUAUACUUCCAACAUAUAUGAUAGGCUGCAGAGUUUUGAGAUAGAAA
Messenger RNA from Rhincodon typus (whale shark), 2582 nucleotides. It is a transcript of the gene c26h17orf97, whose product is annotated as chromosome 26 C17orf97 homolog. Bases 699 to 1349 code for a protein of 216 amino acids. The record is from RefSeq and is a predicted model, not a curated record. Gene Ontology annotation, biological process: protein arginylation. The transcript is spliced from 2 exons. Lineage: Eukaryota; Metazoa; Chordata; Chondrichthyes; Orectolobiformes; Rhincodontidae.